GUAAUGGAUUAGGGCAUUUACAUGGAAAACGUGUCAAAUUUUCGAGUUACGAAAUUUCUUCCAGAACCAAUUAAUUUCGUAAGGAGCGGUACCACUGUAUUUAAAAAGACUCAUUCCCUAUCUGCUUCUGGUGAUGCUAUGGUUGCAGACAGAGAACCGAACGGGGGAUAUAACCCAACCUGUUAUCCAAGAAUUCAAAGUUGGGAGGAUCUGAAUCAAACCAACGGGGAACAUUUCUACCAAAGUACAUGCGCCGCGCUGCCAAUGAAAAUUUUUAUAUAGUACAUAUUGCCUGGGGGAUGCUUAUUUAGGCUACUCUGGAUUCAAGACAAGAUAUUCUGAAACUCAAUAAAUGCACUCGUAUUAAAACAAUAACUAAAUGUAGGAAUAUUGUAAUAAAAUCAGAGGUCGCAUUCAAACGAGACAAAAGAUGUCUGGAAUAUGACACAACAAUUAGAUGACAGAAAAAGUCAUAAGAUAUUGUAAAUCAUACAAUAGCUUUUUUUUUUAAACAUACAUGUCCUUACCCCUGUUAUUGUAUACAACACAGGUGUCAAACCCAGGGCCCGGGGCCCAGACCUGGCCCACCACAUCAUUUUAUGUGGCCCGUGAAGGCAAAUCAAACAUAAAAUUCUCAGAAUGUAAUAGGAGACAUAUUGUCAGCAUUUUCUUGCACCAAACCCCUCAUAACAGUAACUUAAACAAAAGUUAAUAAACCAUUAUUAUUGACUUUUUUAUGUGGUUUCAGUCAUAACGGCCCUCCAAGGGAAAUAUGGCCCAUGACAAAAAUGAGUUUGACACCCCUGGUAUACAAUGUAUAUGGUAUUUGUGCUGUAUACUUUUAACAUGUUUUGGCAUUUGUUUUGUAAUGUGUAAUGUGUGCCUUGAGUGGGGAAGGGCUCAUUCCCAAGAAAAUUUCACGUGAGCGGUAAUCUUCUCAAGUGGAACACUGCUGCUCAUGUUACCAACAAGCUGCCUCCCGUUACUUGACAACAAGGGAACACAGUGGAAUGUAAUAAUCCUCUCCACCUCACCCCUCUACAUAGACCACCCCUUAUUGCAAUAAAACAAGCAGAUUUUAGCAAACAGCAAAGUUCUGAAAUUUGGAUACCGCUUCACAAUUUUCUUUCUGGAAAAUAUUUUGUUGUUACCUUAUUUCACUUUGUGAAUGACAUUUCAGAGAAUGGGAAUUAAUGCUGGACUCAAUGUUUCAAGUGACGAUAUACCUUAUGGAGGAAAAAGUUCCUUUUCCCAACUGGAGCACAACAUAGUGGCUGCAUAUCUUAUAACUGCAGGUAUCAUCAGUCUCCUGAGCAACAUUGUCGUUCUUCUAAUGUUUGUUAAGUUUAAAGAGCUGCGCACUGCUACCAAUUUUAUCAUCAUCAACUUGGCCUUUACUGACAUUGGGGUAGCAGGCAUUGGCUACCCCAUGUCAGCUGCCUCCGAUAUCCACGGAUACUGGAAAUUUGGCUACACUGGUUGUCAGAUUUAUGCAGCUCUCAACAUCUUCUUUGGCAUGGCAAGCAUUGGCCUGUUGACUGUGGUGGCCAUAGACCGAUACUUCACAAUUUGCAGGCCUGACAUAGGGCAGAAAAUGACAGUGCGUUCAUACAAUCUUCUGAUUCUGGCAGCAUGGCUUAAUGCGUUGUUCUGGUCCACCAUGCCUAUCGUGGGCUGGGCUGGCUAUGCCCCAGACCCAACUGGAGCUACAUGCACCAUUAACUGGCGGCAGAAUGACGCAUCUUUCAUUUCUUAUACUAUGAUGGUGAUUGCUGUCAACUUCGUCGUCCCCCUGUCCGUCAUGUUUUACUGCUACUACAAUGUGUCUGUCACAGUAAACAGAUGCAAAGCAAGCAACUCUCUGGAUAACAUUAAUAUUGACUGGUCGGAUCAAAUGGAUGUAACAAAGAUGUCCAUUGUGAUGAUCGUAAUGUUCCUUGUGGCCUGGUCUCCAUACUCCAUCGUGUGUCUCUGGGCAUCCUUUGGUGAUCCCAGAACAAUUCCUGCACCCAUGGCUAUCAUCGCCCCUCUCUUUGCGAAGUCCUCCACUUUUUACAACCCCUGUAUUUAUGUAAUUGCUAACAAAAAAUUCCGAAGAGCCAUUCUCGGAAUAAUCCGGUGUCAAACCAGACAAAGAAUCACCAUCAAUAGUCAGGUUCCUAUGACAACUUAUCAACAACAUCUGGCCCAGUGAGAUAACCUCUUCCGUGUCACAAAUUUUCAAUUCGAUGCAUGUGUACAAUUCAGUGCAUAAAUAUAUAAAAAUGGCAUAGAAUAAAUCAC
Messenger RNA from Hippocampus zosterae (dwarf seahorse), 2283 nucleotides. RefSeq names its product retinal pigment epithelium-derived rhodopsin homolog (gene rrh). Gene Ontology annotation, cellular component: membrane; photoreceptor outer segment. The record is from RefSeq and is a predicted model, not a curated record. Bases 1169 to 2194 code for a protein of 341 amino acids. The transcript has 7 exons. Gene Ontology annotation, molecular function: G protein-coupled receptor activity. NCBI's taxonomy places the organism in Eukaryota, Metazoa, Chordata, Actinopteri, Syngnathiformes, Syngnathidae. Gene Ontology annotation, biological process: G protein-coupled receptor signaling pathway; visual perception.